Lolium rigidum is the source of this 1659-nucleotide messenger RNA. Its product is annotated as guanosine nucleotide diphosphate dissociation inhibitor 1-like. Gene Ontology annotation, molecular function: Rab GDP-dissociation inhibitor activity. Gene Ontology annotation, biological process: small GTPase-mediated signal transduction; protein transport; vesicle-mediated transport. Bases 40 to 1380 code for a protein of 446 amino acids. Gene Ontology annotation, cellular component: cytoplasm. The record is from RefSeq and is a predicted model, not a curated record. The transcript is spliced from 13 exons. Lineage: Eukaryota; Viridiplantae; Streptophyta; Magnoliopsida; Poales; Poaceae.
CUCCCCGGAACCAGCUCGCCGAGGGUCCGCCGCGCCGCCAUGGAUGAGGAGUACGACGUGAUCGUGCUGGGCACGGGGCUCAAGGAGUGCAUCCUCAGCGGCCUCCUCUCCGUCGACGGCCUCAAGGUGUUGCACAUGGAUAGGAAUGACUACUAUGGUGGAGAUUCCACUUCUCUCAACCUUAACCAGCUCUGGAAGAGAUUUAGAGGGGAAGACAAGCCCCCGGCACAUCUAGGCUCAAGCAAAGAUUACAAUGUUGACAUGGUUCCAAAGUUUAUGAUGGCAAACGGGACAUUGGUUCGGACCCUCAUUCACACUGAUGUAACGAAGUAUUUGUCAUUCAAAGCUGUUGAUGGGAGCUUUGUCUUCAGCAAAGGGAAGAUCCACAAGGUUCCUGCGACUGAUAUGGAGGCUCUGAAGUCUCCUUUGAUGGGCCUUUUCGAGAAGCGCAGAGCAAGGAACUUCUUCAUUUUUGUCCAAGACUACAACGAAGCUGAUCCAAAAACACAUCAGGGAUUAGACCUUACUACGCUGACAACUAAAGAAUUGAUAGCAAAAUAUGGUUUAAGUGAUGAUACAGUGGAUUUCAUUGGCCAUGCACUUGCCCUCCAUAGGGACGAUCGUCACCUCAAUGAACCAGCACUUGAUACUGUGAAAAGGAUGAAAUUAUAUUCAGAGUCUCUUGCACGUUUUCAAGGGGGAUCACCAUAUAUUUAUCCGUUAUAUGGGCUGGGUGAGCUGCCACAGGGUUUUGCACGCCUAAGUGCUGUUUAUGGUGGUACUUACAUGUUAAGUAAGCCAGAGUGCAAGGUUGAAUUCGAUAUGGAAGGUAAAGCAUGUGGUGUGACAUCAGAAGGUGAAACCGCAAAAUGCAAGAAAGUUGUCUGUGAUCCUUCAUACUUAACGAACAAGGUUAGGAAGAUUGGCAAAGUUGCACGCGCAAUUGCUAUUAUGAGCCAUCCUAUCCCAAAUACAAAUGAGUCCCACUCAGUUCAGAUUAUUUUGCCACAGAAACAACUUGGACGCAAAUCAGACAUGUAUGUCUUUGGUUGUUCAUACACUCACAACGUGGCACCAAAAGGGAAGUUCAUUGCAUUUGUCUCCACUGAAGCCGAGAGUGAUAAUAUACAGUCCGAACUGAAGCCUGGCAUCGAUCUACUUGGUCCAGUAGAUGAGCUGUUUUUUGAUAUGUAUGACAGAUAUGAACCGGUGAACGAACCAUCUCUUGAUAAUUGCUUCAUCUCAACGAGCUAUGAUGCUACCACACAUUUUGAGACAACUGUGACAGACGUUCUUAACAUGUAUACAAUGAUCACUGGGAAGGCUGUUGAUCUUAGCGUUGAUCUAAGUGCUGCUAGUGCUGCUGAAGAAGAAUACUAGGUUUGAUAAUCAAGAUCCGAUUACUGGUCUGUGACAUACUCAAAAGGGGACACCGCAGGACAAACCAUGACAAAAGGCUUAUCUACUUCAACCCCAGAUUAAACUUGAUUUUGUGGCCAUUGUGUUCUGCAUGCUUGUUGCUAGCAGCAAUGUGAAUUGUUGAAUUAAGACUAUUGAGCUGUGCUGGUUUUAUUUAUUUAGUAUACUUCAGUAAUUAGUGGAUGGUGUAAACAGUGAACUGGGUUGUGCUUUUAUGUAUGUAUCAUAACUGUUCAGUAA